GGUUUUAUAUAAUAAUGAGCGCAGAGGCGAAGAAGCGUCUGAGCAAUCCGCAGCCCGAUCCCAGCGACACUAAGACGAAGAAAGCGCGCGGCGCGGAGACUGCAACAUGCCCGAUAUGCAACAAGUGGUUUGCCAAUGCCAGGGUGCUCCAGGCGCACGCCAACAUGUGUCUGGACUUUGUCGAGCUGGAGGAGAAAAAGGCGCAGCGCAUGAGCAAGAUACAGUCACCGGGAAAGAUCAAGUCACCGGGAAAGACGCUGUCGCCAGGCAGAAUGAAGUCGCCAGUUCAACAAGGCUCUCCAGCACGGCAAAAACAGCCGGAAGCGAAGGCGUCUGUCUCCAGAAGCCUGAAUGCCAGACUGCGGAUGGCCAUGGACAGAAAACCAAGGCCCAACGAGCCUCUUCCAAAGCCCAAGCUAGAGGAGCAGCCCCCGGAACCAGAGGAGCCCGAGGAGCCACCCAGCGACAGCAUAGAUGCGCUGCUCAGCGAGAUCGAGCAAACCUGAGCUGGCGCCCGAAACCAGCACCGAGACCAGAUACACGUACUUGGCGCAGGAAGACGGCAUCUGGCCCACCAGCCGCACGCCGAAGCCGCCCCCCUCGUACAAACGCAUGCCUCACACGCCAUUCACAGUGGAUGCGUUCAAGUACGGGCGCAUCGCAGACUGCACGGGCUACUUCCUGACGCACUUCCACUCGGACCACUACGGCGGGCUGACGCGCUCGUUCGCCGGGCACGUGUACUGCUCGCGCAUCACGGCGAAUCUGGUGAGGCACCGGCUGGGGGUGGGGGAGCGUCACGUGCACGCCCUCCCCAUGCACAGGCGCUGCCUGGUCCACGGCGUCUACGGCGCCGCCCUGAUACUGUUCGAGGUGCCCGGCGAAACGGUCAGGCGCAUUGUGCAUACCGGCGAUUUCCGCGCAGCGCCGCUGCACGUGCGGCAGAUAGCGCGGGUGUUUGCAACCGACCUCGGCCGCCCGGUGACCCCCGGGAUGCUUGGCGGGGAGGAGGCGGGCAGGCCAUCUGCAGACUACGUGUAUCUGGACACGACGUACCUGGAGCCGCGGUACAUGUUUCCGCCGCAGAGCGCAGUGGUGGCAGCGGUGGGCGAGCUCUGCUGCCGGAUCCACCAGCACACCCGGCUGCCGGCUCUACGUAUCACGCAGUGCCCCCGCGCACACCUGUUUGCCGUGGGCACAUAUACGAUUGGCAAGGAGAAGCUGCUGGUGGAGAUUGCGCGGCGCCUAAACUCGCAGAUCUACGCAGCACAGGACAAGCGCGCAUUGCUCAAACGGAUGCUGGUGGACCGGCCUGGGGAAGCACUGGUGCAUGCGGUGUCGAUGCAGAGCGUCAACAUGAAGGGCAUGGCGGAGUAUCUGGAGAAGAACUCCGGGAUUCGACCGCAUUGUCGCGUUCCGGCCCACUGGCUGGACGCAUCGCCGGGCCCACUGGUCGCCCAACCAGCGCACCGCCGCAGAUGCCCCCGCAGGGCACGCCAGCUGCAUUGCAGCCCGCCGACGAGACUGGAGUUCAGCGUGGAGAGCCUGGCGCCGCACGGGUCGUCGGACCGCGUCACGGUCUUCCCGGUGCCGUACUCGGAGCACUCGUCGUUCUCGGAGCUGGCGCAGUUUGUGUGUGGAGUGGAUGCGCAGCACGUGAUUCCAACCGUCAUCUCCUCGUCCGACAGCAACCGGGCGGCGCUGGCAUGGCUAUCGCACUGGGGCAGCAGGGGGUUAGAAUAA
Molecule: messenger RNA, 1743 nt
Organism: Linderina pennispora
Lineage: Eukaryota; Fungi; Kickxellomycota; Kickxellomycetes; Kickxellales; Kickxellaceae
Exons: 5
Coding region: 475-1743 (422 amino acids)
Biological process (GO): double-strand break repair via nonhomologous end joining; interstrand cross-link repair; protection from non-homologous end joining at telomere
Molecular function (GO): damaged DNA binding; 5'-3' DNA exonuclease activity
Source: RefSeq, a predicted model, not a curated record